AUGGCUACAGCAAACAGUCUAUACAGUUCAACAGAAGACACUACAAAUGCUAACAGGGCUUGUCGACUUUUACUUGGACCCUGUACAGAUCAACUGAGAGAUGUUCUUCGCAAAAAAGUUCCCCCAUCUAUGUUUCCCAUUAAAAUUAUGAAACAAAAGCAUAAUCUACCCAGAUUAACUCCCCAACAAAGAGACUUGAUUUUGCCUCAAAGUGGGUCCUACACUGGAAAUUAUGACGACUUUGAUAUUUCACUGCUGUACAUUAUUCUACGACACAUUUGUAACAUUACACCUCAUGAAAAUGGUUGGGGUAAUGAACCAGAUUUAAAUGAUUCAUGCUUAGCUGCAAAUAUCGAAAGGAUACGAAUAGCCCGAAACCGCAUCAUCCAUAGAGCAAGACCUGCCCUGACAAACAGCGAAUUUAACGAUAGCUGGACGUAUGUUCAAGUUGCUAUUGUAGCAAUCGAUAGAUAUCUCUCUAAUGGAAAUCACUAUGAGAGGGAAGUAGAUAUUUUGAGACACACAACAAUGGAUCCCGUCCAAGACAAGCAUUACAGAGAUCAACUGGCCAAACAAUAUGCUGAUGAUCAAAAUACUAAAGAACGCAUUUUUGCACUGGAGGAAAACAUGGCGAGUCAUAUUAAGAAAUCGGAAAGCAAGAUGAGUGACAUCGAAGAAAACAUAGCAGGAUUAUAUAAAGAAACAUCAGGCAGGAUGAGUCACCUAGAAGAAAGGAUAACAAGUUUUUGUAAGGAAACAUCAAACAGGAUUAGUCGACUAGAAGAGAAAAUUGAAGGUCAAAAAGAAACAGCAAUCAAAUUAAGUCACUUCAAAGAUCAUUAUGAUGUACGGUGGAAGAAGGGAGGAUGUCUUGGAAGAAGUGCACAUGGCGUAGUUUACCUUUGUUCUAAUGAGACCUUCGGGUUCAGGGCAGUAAAAAUUGUCAAAAUAACCGAAAUGGAUAACAAAGCUACAGAGAAUGCUAAAAGCGCAGAAAAGGAAAUCAAUGCGCUGAAAAGCCUAGAUCACAUUAGAAUUGUUAGAUAUUUUGGUUUCCAAAAACACCAGGAUGAAAUACGUAUAUUCAUGGAGUAUAUGUAUGGUGGGUCAUUAAAGACGUUGAUUGAUGAAUCAAGGGGCUUACUGGAAUCUCGAACGCAGAACUUUACUAAACAAAUACUAGAUGGUCUACAUUUCCUUCAUAAGAGAGGAUAUAUUCAUAGAGACCUUAAAGCUGCAAACAUUUUACUUGACAUUGACAAGAAGAGCAUAAAACUGGCUGAUUUUGGUGUUUCGAGGUUUAUGAACACAUUUUCAAGCGGCAAAGUGAAAACUCUUACUGGCACAAUUUACUGGAUGUCACCUGAAAUGAUUAAAAAGGAUGGAUAUGGGACAAAAACCGACAUCUGGAGUUUGGCUUGUGUAAUUUUAGAAAUGCUUACCACAAGAGCACCUUGGUCUGAAUUAGAGAGUCAAGCUGCUAUGUUUAAGAUAGGCAUGGGUGCAGAUUUCGAUUACGGACUCCCUGAAAAAGUUUCAGAGACCUGCAGAAUAUUUUUAGAUCAGUGUUUCCAAAAAGAUCCAGAAGAAAGACCCUCUGCAGAGAUUCUGCUGAAUCAUGCAUGGAUUAAACACAUAUCUUACAGCGAUACUUGA
Messenger RNA from Saccostrea echinata, 1656 nucleotides. Its product is annotated as mitogen-activated protein kinase kinase kinase 3-like. The transcript has 10 exons. Gene Ontology annotation, biological process: protein phosphorylation. The record is from RefSeq and is a predicted model, not a curated record. Gene Ontology annotation, molecular function: ATP binding; protein kinase activity. Bases 1 to 1656 code for a protein of 551 amino acids. NCBI's taxonomy places the organism in Eukaryota, Metazoa, Mollusca, Bivalvia, Ostreida, Ostreidae.